AUGACUGGAAAACUGGCAGCAAACCUGAGUAUCUUAUUCUUGAGCAGCAUUAAAAAUAAAGGAAAUUUGAUGCUACAAAUAUCUUGUGGGGGCAGAUUGGGCCAUAGAUGGUGCCUUAUUGAAACCAUACUGAGCAAGUAUGCAAAACAGGCCCAACAAGCCGGGGAGAUCUUUGGUGCCAAUGACCCGAAGGACAGUCGCAGAAUAUUUGGCAACGAGUUCCCAGGAUGCUUGUUCGAACAAGUGAAAAGCACGUACCAGCGAGAACAGUUCGCCAUUGGCAGCCUGGCUUACGUGAAACCUGAGGAACACUCUCUGGCAAAUCCUCAAAGUUUGUCUUUUCAAUACGUGCCCAUUGGCAAGGUGAUCAAGAACCUGCUUCAAGUACCUGAGCUGUCAAAACAUCGCCUACAGGUGACUGAACAAGAUACGACCGGGCCGCAAAUACCGCGGUGCUUCCGCGAUGGCAAGGCAAUCAAAGAAGUGCAGACUGGUAUCCACAAUGAACCUGUGCAUAUGCGGCACAUUCUGCUGUAUACGGACGAGCUGGGUAUCACGAAUCCCAUAGGGGCAAAGCAGAAGAGACACAAGCUACUUGUCGUCUACUUUUUGGUGCUUAACCUGCACCCACGCUAUCGGCCGGAGCUCAAGGACAUCCACCUCACCUUGAUGGCGAAAUACCAGGACGUUGAGCGGGAGGGCCUAGACAAAUUGUUACAGCCCCUCCUUCAUGACCUGAACGAGCUCAACAACAAUGGGCUUCAGGUCCAAAUGCAGGCAAGCAUCGUCACCGUGAAUGUAGCGGUUGUAGGAGUUUGCGGUGAUAAUCUCUCCUUAAACAUACUUGGUGAGUUUUCCUGCUGCCUUAGCAGUGGCAGGGUCUGCCGCAUUUGCAUGGCCCUCAAGCCAAAGCUGCCAGACCUUACGAGAGAGGGACUGUGUGCGUUAAGGAGUGCAGCCACACACAAAGAACAUCUGACAGCAAUCGCAGUCAACCCAGCACUCAAGAAGAUGUAUGGUGUCACAGGACCUUCUCCUAUGCUGGCACUGGGACACUUCGACAUCACCAAGCAGCUCAUGCCUGAUCUGAUGUACGACCUCUUUGAAGGAGGAGUUGCACUUGUGUUGCAUUACGUCCUUCAAGGCCUUGUCUCCGAAGGAACGCUUGAAUUGGCAGAUUUCAAGAAGGUAGCUGCCUUCAAGUGGUGCCUUUUCCGGCUACUGCCCCAGAUGCUUGCAUCCAACAUUCCCGAGGGCAACCCACACUGGGAUCUGUACCUGAGGUAUCGCGAGAUUGUCGACAUGGUCCUAGCAACCGAAGUUCCAGCUGGAUUUCUACCGUACCUGGAAGACCAAAUUCAAGAUUUUUUUCGCGCCUACCAUGACCUGUACCCAUCCGCCAGCGUAACUGCCAAACUGCACUACAUGGUGUACUACCCUCGUAUUUUCUCGGAGUUUGGACCCCUCCGGCAGUUCUGGCGCAUGAGGUUUGAGGAAAAACACCAGUACUUCAAAAGCAUGGCCUCAAAAGUGAAGAACUUCCGGAACAUAUGCAAAACGCUAACAAUGCGCCAUCAGCUUCUGGAAAGCUACCGACACCAGACCUAUGUCCUCGACAAGCCUCUCUCUGCCCUGGGAUCAAGAAAAGUAGACCCUGGCACGCUGCCCCCUUGCGUACAGAGCUUGGCAAGCGAAGGUUAA
This is a messenger RNA of Ixodes scapularis (black-legged tick), 1701 nucleotides long. RefSeq lists its product as uncharacterized. The record is from RefSeq and is a predicted model, not a curated record. NCBI's taxonomy places the organism in Eukaryota, Metazoa, Arthropoda, Arachnida, Ixodida, Ixodidae. The transcript has 3 exons. The coding region runs from base 1 to 1701 and encodes 566 amino acids.